Rhincodon typus (whale shark) is the source of this 965-nucleotide messenger RNA. RefSeq names its product zeta-sarcoglycan. The record is from RefSeq and is a predicted model, not a curated record. Gene Ontology annotation, cellular component: sarcolemma; sarcoglycan complex. The transcript is spliced from 6 exons. Gene Ontology annotation, biological process: cardiac muscle tissue development; heart contraction. NCBI's taxonomy places the organism in Eukaryota, Metazoa, Chordata, Chondrichthyes, Orectolobiformes, Rhincodontidae. The coding region runs from base 381 to 965 and encodes 194 amino acids.
GUUCCUGUAAAUUGCCGCAUGAUGCCAUACAAGGGAGAUGGUUGUUAAUGAUGCAACGAUUUUCUGGCAUUUAGUUUCUCACUGAAGAAAUUCUUUCUUUUCCCGAAAGAGGAAUUCUCAUUUUGGUCAUACAAAACGUGAUCUGCUGACGAGCAACGUUAUCUGCUUUUGCUAAAGAAAUCCUGGGGAAGAAAAGUGUUUUUUUAAACACUGGAGGCGUGAUCUAUGGGAAUAAGACUGAGCGGAACCCGAGCUCGGCGAAGGACGAUGCUGAGUUUGAGCUGGGAAUUGGAAGUCUAGAUUUUCCAACUUUCUACUUCUUCAUUUCUGUCUCUCGCCUGCAAUUUGAUACACCAAUCCUGGACUCCAAAGAGUUAAAGAUGACAAGGGAACAAUAUAUCUUGGCAACGCAACACAACAACCUACAGAGACCUGAAAAUCAACAAGUUUAUCAAGUAGGAAUUUAUGGUUGGCGAAAGCGGUGGCUAUACUUUUUUGUGCUCCUCCUAAUGGUGACAAUGAUUGUCAAUCUUGCAUUGACAAUAUGGAUAUUGAAAGUAAUGAAAUUCUCUGUGGAUGGAAUGGGUAACCUGAAAAUCACAAAUAAAGGGGUACGGCUGGAAGGCAAAUCCGAGUUCCUCCUUCCAUUAUACAUCAAAGAAGUUCACUCACGAAAGGACAGCCCACUGAUGUUGCAAUCUGACAGAAAUGUAACCGUGAAUGCUCGCAAUAACCUUGGACAGAUUACUGGGCAACUGACAGUUGGUUCUAAUGCUGUGGAGGCCCAGUGCAGAAAAUUUGAAGUGAAAGCACAGGAUGGCAAGAAGGUACUGUUUUCUGCAGAUGAAAGUGAAAUUGCCAUUGGCGUUGACAAACUGCGUGUGACAGGUCCAGAAGGUGCAGUGUUUGAACAAUCAGUGGAAACACCUCAUAUCAGAGCUGAAUCCUCACAAGAACUCAAGUAA